This is a messenger RNA of Grammomys surdaster, 291 nucleotides long. RefSeq names its product cyclin-dependent kinase 2-associated protein 1-like. NCBI's taxonomy places the organism in Eukaryota, Metazoa, Chordata, Mammalia, Rodentia, Muridae. The transcript has a single exon. The record is from RefSeq and is a predicted model, not a curated record. Gene Ontology annotation, cellular component: cytoplasm; nucleus. The coding region runs from base 1 to 291 and encodes 96 amino acids.
AUGGCCACCACUGCCCUCAAUGCCGGAGGUGUCCACUCACCAUCUACUAGCAUGGCGACAUCCUCUCAGUAUCACCAGCUGCUGAGUGACUAUGGACCUCCAUCACUAGGCUACACCCAGGGAACUGGAAAUAGCCAAGUGCCUCAGAGUAAAUAUGCAGAGCUGCUGGCCAUUAUCGGAGAGCUGGGGAAAGAGAUCAGACCCACAUAUGCAGGGAGCAAGAGAGCCUUGGAGAGGCUAAAAGGAGGCAUCAUUAAUGCCCGAAGCCUGGUUUGGGAGUGCUUGCCUUAA